Funneliformis caledonium is the source of this 684-nucleotide messenger RNA. Lineage: Eukaryota; Fungi; Glomeromycota; Glomeromycetes; Glomerales; Glomeraceae. The record is from the annotation of a GenBank genome assembly.
AUGAGUAAAGACGACGAAUAUGAUUACCUUUUUAAAGUUGUCUUAAUUGGAGACUCGGGGGUUGGUAAAUCCAAUCUUCUUUCGCGUUUCACACGUAAUGAGUUCAAUUUGGAGUCAAAGUCAACCAUUGGUGUUGAAUUUGCUACUAGAAGUAUUCAAGUAGAUAACAAGACUAUCAAAGCCCAAAUCUGGGAUACUGCUGGUCAAGAACGUUAUCGAGCUAUUACAAGCGCUUAUUAUCGCGGAGCAGUUGGUGCUUUACUCGUUUACGACAUCGCUAAACAUGUUACUUAUGAAAACGUCAAUCGUUGGUUAAAGGAAUUAAGAGAUCAUGCUGAUAGUAAUAUCGUUAUUAUGCUUGUUGGAAACAAAAGUGAUUUAAGGCAUUUGAGAGCUGUACCGACCGAAGAAGCCAAACAAUUUGCUGCUGAAAACAACUUGUCAUUUAUUGAAACUUCUGCAUUGGAUGCCAGCAAUGUAGAACUCGCUUUCCAAAACAUUUUGACCGAAAUAUACCGUAUUGUUUCGAAUAAAGCUUUGGAAAAUAAUACUGGAGAAGUUGCUAGACCUACUGCUGGUGAAACUAUUCAAGUCACUGCCAUGCCUGAUGAAAAACAAACGGCUGAUAACGAAUUAAAAUUUCCGAAACAAAAACGCGUCAAAUUAAAUGAUGGUCCACUUUAG